UACUCUACACUCUAGAGUCUGCUCUAAGUUUAAAGCAAACGCCCCACCCCCUGACUCAGCGAGGGCAGGACUUUUCUCCAAGCCCUUCUCCCCCUUUUCCGCUCCCUGUUCCUCCGAAGUGGCCCAGGGAAAAGGGAGAAGGCAGGUCUGGGCAGGAGAGCUCAAUGCAGGGCGGGGCAGAGGGAGGGCAGAGAGAGGCCAGCCCCCUAGUAGGAAAUGAGACACUGUAGGAAUAACACUUUAUAAGCCUGACGCCCUCUUCCUCCUCCUAUCCCCUGGCCACCUUCCAGCCUCCUCCGUUCAGCCUCCUCCCCUCCCAGACAGUCCUCAUUUCUUUUUCCCAUAGGCUGCAGCCAGCCGGAGCCUCCAGUCUGCCAGAGCCGGGAGCCCAGGUGGGGUCAAGAACUUCAGCCCCAGGAUGUUGACAACAUUGCUGUCUCUGCUGCCUGUACUGCUCCUGUCCGGCUGGGCCCUUUGUAGCCAGGAAGCCUCAGAUGGCCCUCGGAACCUCCACAUGUUCCAGAUCUCCUACUUCCGCGAGUCUGAUCAAGUGUGGCACCGGGGCAACGCGUCGCUGGGGGGGCUUCUGACGCACGUGCUGCAAGGCCAGGACACCAACGUCACGAUCCGCCAGCUGGAGCCCCUGCAGGACCCCGAGAGCUGGGCGAUCACGGAGAGCCACCUGAAGCUGUACCUGAACCAGUUCUCCGGCUUCGUGCAGCUGGUGCACAAGGAGCGGGGCGUGGCCUUUCCUCUGACCAUUCGCUGCUUCCUGGGCUGUGAACUGCCUUCUGACGGCUCUCAAGCCCGUGUCUUCUUCAAAGUGGCUGUGAAUGGGAGCUCCUUUGUGAGUUUCCAGCCAGAGACAGCCUUGUGGGUGGCAGGGCCCCAGGCACACUCCAAAGUGGUCACCUACACCCUGCAAAAGCUCAACGACAACAAUCGUACUCGGUAUGAACUGCUGGAAUUCCUGCAGGACACCUGCGUGCAGUAUGUGCAGGAACACAUCAUCGCAAAAAACGUGAAAGGGAGCCAAGCAGGCCGCUCCUACGCUUCGCUGAUCCUAGGCGUCCUGGUGGGCAGUCUCAUCAUCGCUGGUGUGGCUGUAGGCAUCUUCCUGUGCACAGGUGGACGGCGGUGUUAAUUACUCUCCAGCCCCCUCUG
Molecule: messenger RNA, 1164 nt
Organism: Ceratotherium simum simum (southern white rhinoceros)
Lineage: Eukaryota; Metazoa; Chordata; Mammalia; Perissodactyla; Rhinocerotidae
Gene: PROCR
Product: protein C receptor
Biological process (GO): negative regulation of coagulation
Molecular function (GO): signaling receptor activity
Source: RefSeq, a predicted model, not a curated record